AGUGUAACCAAAAUUUUACUUCUAUGGGACGUUUGCGGAUUGGGUUUCGAAGGUGAUGUUAGAGCUCAAAGCGCCAUAAUGAAAUAUUUCAUCUAGAUUUCAACUCAUCAGCAUGGCGAAGUUGGCUCUGGAAAUUUGAAAUUCAAAAUUUUCUUCAUUCGUGAGCUGUUCUUGGGAAGGAAGAAAGGAACUGAAAAUGGUCCAAGCCCGAAGCCGUAGCCGAACCCCGAUCCAGGCCAGCAAGGACCAUUAUCGUCGCAGCAGCCGAAAGUACCGUCGUACUUCCUCGCGGCGCCGCCAUCACUAUCGAAGCAUCAGCAGUCCCAGCAGUGUCAGCGGCACCUCCGGAUGCCCAUCCUAUCGUUCGACACCUGAACGGCCAGUCCGACCGGUGGAUCCUCCCGCAAGCAAGUGUCUCGGUGUGUUCGGUUUGAGUAACUACACCAAAGAAUCGCAUUUGGAGGAGGUUUUCACACACUUUGGCUCCGUCGAGAAGGCCACGAUCGUGUACGAUGUGAAAACGAAGCUUUCCCGUGGUUUCGGGUUCAUUUACUUCAAUGACCUGAGUGCGGCUACGGCAGCCAAAAACAAGUGCAACGGAAUGGAACUCCACGACCGAACAAUUCGGGUGGAUUAUUCGGUUACCAAGAGAGCGCAUACGCCCACGCCUGGCGUUUACAUGGGCGUUAGAAGGGGCGAGGAAAGGAAAACUCGCAGUUCCUAUAGCUACAGGGGGCGAAGUUAUGACGACGACUACGAGUAUGACCGUCGUCGCCCAAGGAGAUGCAGCUGUCAGUCAUCCCAUCGACAUCAUCGUAGAUCCGAGUACCGCCACGGUCAUCGCCAUCGACGUGACCGCACACGUGAUCGUUCUCCUUCCUAUUCGUCCAUCGGUUCCGGUUAAAGUCAGCAUUGAUCUCGUGGAAAAAUCGAAUUCUCGAUGAAUGUUUUGACAUCUCACAGAUGCUGUUCACUGAUAGUUAUUUAACUUUCUAAUAUAAAUAUUUAUUGCUUUUCAGCGCCUAAUUUAAUGAAUUGUUCCUUGCACAUUACUGACUGAUCAAUAAAUGCAGUUUAAACCUACUAACCAAGCAUUAGA
This is a messenger RNA of Armigeres subalbatus, 1099 nucleotides long. RefSeq names its product transformer-2 sex-determining protein-like. NCBI's taxonomy places the organism in Eukaryota, Metazoa, Arthropoda, Insecta, Diptera, Culicidae. The coding region runs from base 197 to 904 and encodes 235 amino acids. The transcript has 4 exons. Gene Ontology annotation, cellular component: spliceosomal complex. Gene Ontology annotation, biological process: positive regulation of mRNA splicing, via spliceosome. Gene Ontology annotation, molecular function: RNA binding. The record is from RefSeq and is a predicted model, not a curated record.